GAGAGGGCUAGAGCAACAAGACUCUCCACGGCAGAGCAGCAAAAAAAAAAGAAAGGGGAAAAAAAAAGAAAGAGGGAGACAGCCGGGUCACGGGAGUCCACCAAGCAUCCAGGAAACCGCUCACAGCUCAGGGACUCGGCCAAAAGAGGUGGGGAGCAGUUUGUUAUUGGAAAAGCUGACAAGAGAGCAAGGGAGCGGGGAGGGGAGAGAAAGAGAGAGGUGGCUGCCUGACUUUGACUUGGUCAGUGAAGGCCUCAUGCAGCUUCUUAGCAGCAACUCAAUCCCAUUUUUAUCUGCCUGACACUCCACGACUUUGAGCAGAACUCACCAGGAGCCCAGACCAGAGGGAAAGUAAAGAGGGGGAUAAAAAGGAAACAGGAAGAAAAGCCUGAAGAGAAACCAUGAUGACCCAAGAACAGUGCACUCAUAGGAACAAUGUCCAGAGUUCAGAGAAACCCCAAGUGUACAAAGUGGGAAUAUACGGCUGGAGGAAACGCUGCCUUUACUUCUUCGUCCUGCUGCUGAUGAUCCUGAUCCUGAUCAACUUGGCACUAACUAUCUGGAUCCUUAAGGUCAUGAACUUCACCAUAGAUGGCAUGGGCAAUCUCAGAAUAACAGAGAAGGGCCUGAAACUGGAAGGGGACUCUGAGUUCCUCCAACCCCUUUAUGCCAAAGAAAUCCAAUCCAAACCAGGCCGCCCGCUGUUCCUGCAGUCAUCCAGAAACGUGUCGGUCAAUAUCGUCAACAGCAACAACCAGCUGCUCACGCAACUCGUAACCGGAUCCAAUGGAUUUAAAGCACGAGGCAAGAUGUUUGAAGUCAAAUCCACGACUGGGAAGCUCCUCUUUUCUGCCGACGAGCAGGAGGUGGUGGUGGGCGCUGAGAGGCUCCGAGUGAUGGGAGCCGAAGGAGCCGUGUUCAGCAAAUCAGUGGAGACGCCACAUGUCAGGGCCGAGCCGUUCAAAGAGCUGAGACUGGAGUCUCCCACUCGUUCUCUACUGAUGGAGGCUCCUAAAGGCAUCCAGAUCCUGGCUGAGGCUGGAGACAUCCAGGCCAUCUGCAGGAAUGAGCUGAGACUGGAGUCCAAAGACGGAGAGAUAUCUCUGGAUGCUCGGAGGAUUCGCCUGAUGCGGCUGCCUGAGGGGAAGGCCUCCACCAGCUCCUCGUCCUCUGGGACCAGGCAGACUGUCUACGAGGUUUGCGUUUGCCCCAACGGGAGGCUUUUCUUGUCCCAGGCCGGCACCGGAUCCACCUGCCAGUUUAGCAACAACGUCUGCCUCUAGGACUGAUUCAUACAAAUAUACAUAAAUACACAGAUACCCUGAAAGAAAGACGGGCAAAAACAGACAGAUGUACACAGAUCGCCUGCCUCUAGGACUGAUUCACAGCAAACACUACAUACAAAGACUGCCAGAGCUGAUGGAAAUAUAAACAAUCAUAGAUACUGUACCUAUACAGACACACUGAUGUAUACACUUUACAAUCACAGACACUGAUGACUGAUAUUUAGGCUCAACCGAUAUGUUUUAACAGGCCAAUACUAAAAAUGUUGGAUUGAAGCUGAUGACAGCUGAUAUUUUUGCCAAUAUUUCAAUGCUAAAAAAUAUUUCCUCCUUUAAUUUUAUAUGUUUCAGAGAGUAAAAGCCUUUGAAAACAGCAUUUAGAGAAUCAUAGGAGACUAAAACUCUCCAGUGAGUGUCAUUCACAUCUAUAUUAGCUCUUUAUACAUACAGUACAGCUGAAGUUAUUAGGCUUUAAAACUGAAUUACAAGAAUAAAGGAAAAAGGAAAAUGGGUUGCAUUGCAGGUUUUAACAACUUUUUAACAUAACUGAGAUCAGAAAGGAACCUUCACAUUCAUCAUAUUAUGGAUAUUGGAGGACACUGACUGGCUGAUUCACUGAUAUUUAAUAAAAGGACAGUAUUGGUAAUAUAUUGGUCUGACCCUAACAGUCAUGACAUGACACUGCUAUUUAUGAAUAGCGUACACACAUACAGACACACACACCAACUUACAGACAUGCAUUCACACAGUCUAGAUAUUUCAACAUGGUGUACACACACUCUCACUCUUUGCUCGUAGGAGCCUCCUGGUAGAAACUAAGAGGAAAAUCUCCAGAGAUGUACUAGAAGACACACUGAUCUGUUCCCUGUCUCCCUCAACAGCAUUUCAGUAUCAGAAUCACUAGGGUGAUCACCCAUGGCAAAAGGCCCCACCGACUCCCUCUCCCUGCUGUUGUUCUUCUCCUUUUACUCAUCUUUUCUUUUUCUUUCUCCGAUUGUUAGCACAGCUGUGAUAAUGAAAGGAUUUCUACUUUUCCUGCUGCUCAUAAGGCAUUUUAAAGCUCCAUAGGCAUAUUUUAAGCACUUAAUUACAACUAUUCCUCAUAUGAAUUGUAUCAGGAAAUAAAAUAAUGAAUAUGAGGACCUGACAUGGAUGUGUUUUAAGAACUGGAUACCAGACUUCAAAAUGGCACCCAUUCACCUUAAUGAAUGAAAAUUGCUUGGCCAACACACAAGCCAAAAAAGCUUUCUAGUUUACAGGUUCGCUCAGCCCAUAGACUUAACAUUGGGAUGAUGGCACGCUUUUCUAGUGUCUUGGAAAGUUUUACAAAUAUAACACCUUCAUGGACUGAAAUUGAUAAUGCAGCGUAGUACCUGACCUUGUUUGCAGUUUUAGGCAUCCUAUUAAAAGUUUUACAGAUGCCUAUGCUAUAAUGGUUUUACUUGCAAUACCACAAGUGGCCAUUGGAAUAAAUAGGCAGCAAGGCUGACUGGCAGUGUCUGUCCAGCUCUCUUAAAACAUUCAUGGGAUAGUACAUAAGGUAAACAUAUUGACAGCAGCCAUUUCAGUCAGAACACAUACCAGAUGCAGAUGUGUAUGUGUUAUGUAUAUAGGCAGCGAAGUUGUGUGUCAGUAAAUUAGCAAGCAAAAUAUUCAGCCUAUUUGAUCUUUGGUACAAUCUGUCCAAAGCCUAUCGUGAAAAACUAUGACUUAUGCCAUGUUCACUUUCUAUCACAUUCACCCAACUGGGAAAAAUCAUUCAACAACUGUUCAAAUUUACUCCCCUAACUUUUAACAUUUGGUAUGACGUGCACAUGGCACAAGUGCUGCAAACAAACCUCAACCACUGGUAUGUCAGAUGGUUUCUCUUUUUAAUGAGAUUUCCUUUUUUAAUUUGAUGUAAUCUUUUGAUUUUAAGCUGAAUGGAAAGCUAUUUUAAUUUCACAUAAUGUCAGUAUCAUGUUUUGCCUGCAUAAAUCCUGUCCAUGUCUCUUCCUGCCAAAACAGUAUCACCCUCCUACCACCCUGGCAAUGAAGACAAUGAUAAAAACAGCUCAACAUCCUGUUCUAACACUUAAAAGAACAUACUGUAUGUCAUAAAUGUCCAAUAUAAGCUGCUCGAACCUCUGUGGUGGUCACCCUACUUGUUUCUUGCACUGGGACAUUUUUAAAAAAAGGACAAAAAAAAACUAACUAAUGCGAGCCACUCUGUUGAAAGAGGGGAACUGUGCCUGUGCCUUAUGUCAAUGCACUUGUGGCAAGAAGAAGCACAUCACACAGACUUUCUUUGGCAUCAACGAGUAACCUGACCUCUGAUUUCAGUUCAGUUUCAUCCCAUCUACAAAUCUCUCCCUCUGUGUGAAUGCAAAGACCUUCAGCCACAUCUGACUGUAGCGCCCCCUGCUGUCAACACCUGACUCUGCAAAAGGAUGAGGGAUUUUUUUCUUUUUCUAUUUACCACCUAAGCUUCCCCAGUUUGGGCUGAUGCGCUUGUUACUUUGCUUUUCAUGAUCAAAUAUUCUGUGUGAAAACAUGUAUGUGUUUCUAUUAAUGUUUUAGGUGAUGAACAUGAAGUUUAACAUACAGAUUAUGCCACUGAUGGGUCUCAUUUCCACUGCUUAUCGCAAACUACUUGGCCAAAUACAUUUAGUUUUACCAACAUGUUACCACACAAGAUCAUUACAUCUUAACACUCCUAUUUUCUCAUCUUAACAGGUUAGAUGUCAAAAGCAUGUUGGUUUGUGACAUGUGAAUUCCUGGGUUUUAGGUGGAGACCAGUUUGGCGAGAAAACUUCUUUUAAUUUCUUGUAUUUAUAUACAAUAUCAUAGCACUGCUUUCUUUCUGUAUUCAAACCAUAUUAUUAGUAUUAUUGUAACAGUGUAACCAUGCACAGAUAUUCUAGAAAGAGAGAUUAUUUAAAAAACAUUUAAAAAAGGGGAAUUGCAUUGAAUUUGACUUAACAUUUUUUUCUGGCCAUAGGGUACAAUUCUCAUCGACAAACCUGUUUCUAAUGAACUUAUCUGCAAAGUUGUAGUGUUCAUACGGAGCAUAUCAGCAAAACAUUCAGUGACAAUGUAUACUUCUUUUGUUUUCCUGACAAGCUCUGCUUCUGCUUUAUGGUUCUUUCACAUGGAAGCAUCAGUCAACAUUAUCAAAUCAGAUUUUGACCUUUUAAGAUGCAAUAACUUGUAAAGGCAUAAAGGUGUUGUGUCAUAACACCCACGAGAAACUACACCAUUUGGCCAAGCAGCUUGUGAUAACUCUUUAAUUCACUCAUAGUAACGCACAGCAUUUAUUUAUAUCUCAUGUUGUUUAAAGUGUCACAUCCUUUUCACGAGUCAGGUGUACCAGCCUUCUUGCUGUCUCUCAGCUUCUCUGUCGCUGUAUAUUAAACGACUUUCAGAAAUAUUUCACAACAAAAUGGAACCUAUCUGAUGUAUUUGUUUUUUGAAUACAUGUACACAAGAGAAAUCCAAUUUUUUUAUACGGUUGUAUAUGUAAAUAAUGUAUACAUAGCCGCGUCGGUGCACAUCAGAUGAUAGAUGCUGACGAAAGAGAAACACUGCUCUUUUGCAAAAAGGAAAACCUUUUUAUAAUGUACAUCAGUAUGUGUUUUUAUACUAAAAGGGCAAAAAAAAUAAUGUUAAAGGAUGUUCAUUGAGUUAGCAUGUACAGCAAUGUAUACAAUGUUCGCCUGUGGAGAACAAGCUGGUUUUGUUUUUAUGCCUUCUCCUUCCUGUAUUUGUCACUCCUGCUGAGCUCAGAUGUUUCCCACAAACACGAAACCUGCUUUAUUUUAGUUUUGUUGUUGUUCUGUUGGGCCCGAGGUCUUUGCAUUCUCUCCAAGUGUGCUGUGUGUAAAUUUGUGCUACUAUGCGUGAGCUUUUGUUUUGUUCUUCUGCUCCACAGAACGUGUUGAAUGACUCUCAGAGAAGCAAACACAGAAACCAAAAGUAAAAAGAAAAAGCAGAGAAGGAAAUUAUACAGAGGAUUACACAAGAGUUGCAACCAUCAGAUUAAUGCAGAACCAGGCAACAAAAAUCCAAUUAUUGAAUAACCUAAUUACCAAUCAUCGGAUCAAUUAUCAGAUCAGAAACAACAUGGCAAUCGGACAAAAAAAGUUAUUAAAAGUAAAUGAUUACUUGGACAUUGGAUUUGACCAGAUCACAUUAUAUAAUGCAUCCCUGUGUGUUUAUGCUGAGUGCUCUGUACUUCCUUUUCUGGCUACGCACUGGGGUUAACAUCCAUCCUGAAUAUUCACAUUUUUCUUCAUUCUUCAGUCUGAAACUGCCGUUCAUGGAGUAGUUUUCAAUGAUGCCAAAAUAAAAGGCGUUUGCUCAAAUUGAUUGCAGUAGUCAUUGGAUCCUUCCUGACAAGAAAAAAAUAACUAUAAAUUCUAUGUACAGAACAAGAAACCUCUUCAGUGCGAACUUCAUAUAAUGUAUUAUUUUUGAGGGCUGAGCUUUCUUUAGUAGAGACUUGAAGUACUGCUCUCCUAGCUACCCUGUAUUUCAAUUGUAUCUAAAUGAUAAUGCAAUGAUCUUAGCAUCUAUUUUAGCAUUUAGCAUCUAGCAACUGCAACUUCCAUGAAGCAACAUGACUUUGUAGUAUUCAUUCUACUUUGUUACAUCAUCUUGGAGGGGGUUGUUAAGUUAAACCACAUAUUGGCUGACUAGCUAGACAGUGUGCAGGCUUCGGCUCUCUAUAACAGUCAGUGACAUCUGGAAAACUGAAGAGUAAUGCUGGUGGAAAAAGCUGAUUGAUUGGCCAGGUUUAUUACGUUUAUUCCCUUCUCUAGUUUCUGUCUUAUAUUACCUGUUGUGCUGAAAUCCCAGAUGUUAAGUGUAUCACAAAGAACCCAGUGCCAUACAACAGUGAAGUCAAUGAUAACAAAUCAAGUUUUCAGAGGUUCAGAAGCUGGUUUCAGGCAGUCUGAGAAAAACGCUGCUUUGAUCUCAAUUUGACAGUGUCUCAUUUAAAAGAAGAAGAAAAAAUUCAUCCUAAAAGUAAUGGGGAGUCAUCUGCUCCCUCAGGCCACGCUUUACUGCACUAAAUCUCUUUUCAUCUGCAGACAUUUCUGCUACAACUUAAAGCAUGUAUACAGUGGUGAGUGGAGGACAGGGUAGAUUACACAGAAUUGUAAAGAAAGUUAUUUUUAACAUAUUCCUAGUUCGUAGAAUGUUUCAUUUCUUGUCAAUAUAUGACACAAGGCCAUAGCUACAUUGCAUUGAUGACAUUGAGGUCAUCUCUACUGUAUUCUUUUCUGUAAAUUUGCAGGUUUUGGUAUUAUAUUUUACAAUAUAAAGCUACCACGUGGUGUAUAUUUAACUGGAAUGCUUACAGUAUUUUAAAUGUUCAGUUAAAAUUAAAAUUGUAGGGAAUGUAUCAUAACUUGAAGAUCUACAGCAAAGAGAGAUUUUCUUUUUCUUCAUUAAAAAUGAAAAAUCCACCUAAAACAUUUUUCAAAUUGUCAGAAAUGUGAAGAUUUACCCACCACACUUUGAUGUCCUUUAUAUUUCUGAGUCAGUUUAGUUGUUUGGUAAGCUUUCUAUCAUGACCAUCCAUUUGUAAAUGCAACAGUUUUCAAAUGACAGUUCUAUUCUGGAGAUAAAAACCUAGACAAGUAUGUUGAAAAUGAUACAUCCUGUUAUAUUGUAUGCUACUUGUAUAAUAUAAUGAUGUCACCUGAUCAUAUCACUGAUGAUCCAUACAGAAACUGGAAGAAUACUGGAUUUAAUCUACCCAAAAUGACAUGUGCAGCAGUCCUUUGUGUUUUAUCUCAUGCUGUUUCCUGGUUCACCCAGUUUCCACAUUUCGCUGACGUCCUCGUAAUCUUCAUGGUGCUAUAUCGUUCUGGUGGCACAUGAGUAAUCAUAUGUGUGAAAUUGGUUUCCAGAGAGUUUUGAUGCCUUUCUUUGUCUCUGAGCGUAAAAAAACACUAAAGAAAAGGAGACAAGCCCUGGAGCUUUUUGUCAGGUGUUAAUUAAACUUUUUAUUCAGAGAAAAUAGUCUAAACUUAUUUAAGUACAGGCCUUUUUGCCUUUCUUUUUGCAUCUUGUAAGUCAAUGCUACUAUCAUCACCAACAUGCCAAGAGCAGCAACAGCUGUCACAGAAACUGUCCCAUUACUAAAAGUCAAACAUUUGAUCCCUUAUAACAGACAAAUCAGUCUUCUUUUUACAGUCUGCUGUAGAGUAGCACUGGCCACAUUCGAUCAAACUUAAAUUUCCUUUUAGCAUAUUUCAAUUUUAAUAUUUUUACCCGACCCUUGUGCUGAGCUCUGGCAGAGUUCAGUAUGAGUCAUGCCUCCUCUCUUGUUUGCCGUGUUAUCAGCCGAGUGAACUGGUGCCACCCCAGAUUAAGCCGCGCUCCUCGCUUUCUUCGGCUUACGAUGGUGAGGCCAGGCUGCAGACAGAGUGUUUGAUCUGUGUUUCUGAGCUGCUGGAGGCCUGGAAAAUGGGCUUCAGCUGAUUGGCUCAUUAGCCAAUCUUCACUCAGCGUCGACUAACCUCAAGCUACAGAUACGCUGAAAAAAAAAUACAUCUUAGUGUGUCAUUAAAGCAUUUGUCCUGUAUCAAAUUUGCAGAAAACAACUGAUGUUAUCUAAAUGGGACUGGCGACAAGUCAAGUUUGAAUGCUCUUUGUGAAAAGCCUUUCCCUUCCAUUUCUUUAUCAUUACAAUAACUGUCAAAGGAUGAAAGUUAGCAGGAUUAGCAGCUUCCCCAUCAAUCAUACAUUUGAUAUGCCCAACUUGACCCUCAGUUGUCAGGGUUUUGACUAGUUUGUCUCAUGCAACAGCUCUAUCUUUGUCCUUUCACCAACAACUGAUGGCGAACUGAGGACGUUUCAAGGUCGAGUGUCUUUUUCACAGAAAGGCAGACAAAGAUUUCAUGCGACUUUGUGCCAUUUCACUUUUGAGAAAAGAGCUUCUUCUUCUGCGUCUUCAUACAAAGACUUUUCUUUAGGAUUAUUGGAAUAAGAUGCCCAUAAAGCUGAGAGUGAGUUAUUGACUGGGCUUUUCUCAGUGUCAUGCCUCAGUUGAAAGGAAAGUAAGAAAAGGGGUUUAUCUUUUUUUUUAAAUGUUACCUAAAGGGCUGCAUGAAGAGGAGUGAAGUCUGUGUAAUGCAAAAAGCUUAACUUGAACUGUAAAUGUGGAGGAUGUUAAACACACAUUUAUAGGAAUGUGGCCUGUUGUUGCAUCAUCAGUGCUGGUUUCUGUGCUUUUUGUUGAGGAAGUUCCCACAGAGAAGGGAUUUUGCCUGUGGUUAAAUAUGAAUAUCACCUGUGUUGUUUGAAGCUGGUUUAAAUAUUUCAUUAAUCUCAACACUACCAUAAGUCAGCUGUUUAAUGGUGGAGGCUCUGCUUGUAUCAGCUCAACUGUUGCAUGUUUUUUCCAUGACAAACAGGAACAGGCUUUCCUGAAUUCUCUGUUUUUCGUAUGUUGCAGGCAACCAUUUGGUUUAAUUUUGGCUAACAAUGAAAACACAGGCAUUUCUUUUUUGCAGGAAAGCAGCCAUUGUCGUGCAGUCUCUAAUACAAUGAUUUGGUCAAUAAAACAAUGCAAGUGAUGUGAAUUUCAGCUUUUCGUCUGGUGGAUGGAAAUGUUCUUCCCUCGUUGUCAUUUAAGUUUUAUUCACUGAUUUGAUUUGCUUUUACCUGUGCUGGUUGUUGAGAUUUAUCACAGGAUGUUGAGUGCCAUGUAUUUGUAAUACCUUUAUUUCUGUUUCAUUUGCAGUGAGUGUAAAACCUUUAAAGAAAUAUAUUUUGUCUUUGAGCUGUUGUGUGUGUGCGUGUUUUUGCUCACUUUUGCCUAUUUGUGGGUACUGGAUCAAUGGUAUUUAUACAGUAGAUACUUCUGAAUGAAGUGUUUUUACCUGCCAGGUGUAUCAGGUGGUCACAUGAAUGUGCACACCGGGCUGUAAAGAUUUUUUUUUGCGUAAUUCAUGCACUUACUGCACUCCAUGUUGGCUAAAACAAAUGCUAACCAAUAUAUUUGCAGUGUGUUGUUUGAUCCAGGUGUGGUAAUCUUGCCUUUUCUUUUGGCUUCACAGAAACGUGUUAUGUGACCUUUGGUGUCAUUUCAGUGGAGCACAAAAAGCAGAACAAGGACUCAAAUGAAAUAUGUUGCUUCUGAUAUCAUAUCAUGUCAUAUUUGCCCAACACCAACCAAGUGUAAAUACGAGCCCACUAUUUCAAAGGAGGAGAUUUUUUUGUACUAAACUCUCACGCUUAAUAAACAUAAAGGUACCAGUUACGGAUCCUUGACACCGUCACUGGUUACAGAUUUUAAAAGUGUGGAAAAAUUCAGUGUUUGCUUGAGAUUUGUGAGACUGAGAACUUAUGUGUCAGACUUACAGGAUGUUAUAGUUUUUAUCUGUUUGUACCAUGAUGUACGCAAAGGGGAUCCCCACACAUUCUAUGCAAACAAAUGGAUAUAGAACACAUUUUAGUAAUGCAAUCGAUUAUGUCAGUAAACUCUCUUAAAUUUAUUUUACUUUCUGUAUACAGUUUGUAUUUAUGAACUGAGUUGCAAUCUAAACUGUAUCAAUAAACGUAUUUUAAAAAGA
Messenger RNA from Morone saxatilis (striped sea-bass), 9850 nucleotides. RefSeq names its product sarcoglycan, delta (dystrophin-associated glycoprotein) (gene sgcd). The record is from RefSeq and is a predicted model, not a curated record. Gene Ontology annotation, biological process: cardiac muscle tissue development; heart contraction. NCBI's taxonomy places the organism in Eukaryota, Metazoa, Chordata, Actinopteri, Moronidae. Gene Ontology annotation, cellular component: sarcoglycan complex; sarcolemma. The transcript is spliced from 8 exons. The coding region runs from base 402 to 1283 and encodes 293 amino acids.